AUGCGGUCAGAGACAGUUUCCUGCUACUUCUCCAAGGCGACACCGAGUUUAACACGCUCAAUUAUCAAGGGUCUUUGGUCUGAUCGCGACAAACAGAGCGCAGUGUUUACUCUUCCCCCUAAAGUAUCCGCGUCAUCCUUCACAACAGCUCCUGAAAAGUCCCAUAGCAACGCGCAUGCCAAGUGUAAGGAAAAACGUCACGUGAUAUACGUCAGAAUCCCCAAAACCGGAAGCAGCACGAUGACCUAUCUCAUUUGGCGAUUUGGAAAUUCCAGAGGUCUCAGGUUUUUGCUUCCAAGGCCAGGUUUUCAAGACACCCAACACAAACUCACGUUCAGAAGGUUUUACUUACCAAAUGCGAACAAAUAUUGCGAUUUGAUGGCCAAUCACGUGAUCUAUGGUUACGCAAAUUUCAAACGAUAUUUUCCUGCUGAUGUUGUCUUCGUUUCUCUGUUACGAGAACCAAUGGACCAGUUAUAUUCAACCAUCUAUUACCUGAACUAUAACAUUCCUGGAGAAAACAAAGUAAAAAAUUAUUUACUCGACCCUGUAAAAUAUGAACCCAAAUCUGGUUAUCGAUUCUUCACCCAUAACCCAAUGAUGUCAUAUUUUGGCUUAGCUCCGAGUUAUUUUCGAAAUGUUGAUAAAAUCCGUCAAAAAAUCGCAGAAGUUGAUGACAGAUUUGCAAUGGUGUUGAUUUUGGAGAAAUUUGACGAGUCGCUGGUGUUACUCAAACGUAAACUCUGCUGGACGACAAAUGAUAUUUUAUAUAUGGUCCAAAAUGAGAACAGAAAAAAGCCAGUUGUAAAUAUUACUGCACAGGACAAAGAGAACCUAAAAAACUGGUCAAUGGCGGACUACACUUUGUAUGAACACUUUCUUAGUAAACUUCAACGAUCCAUUGAAACCGAAGGGGAAGACUUUCAACAGGAACUCUCAUUGUUCCGUGCUAUUCAACGACAAUUCGUGGAAUUUUGCCGAAGUCCAAACUCUAACCAGACGCUGAGAAUUGCGUCUAGUAAAUUUUCUGCGAAAUUUAAAGUUCCAUACAGGGAUUGUCAGUGGAUGGCAACACGUGGACGGCACGUGCUACAGGACAUUCGACGUCAACAAAGUCUGACCAAUUUUUGUAAUUAUGAAUAA
Molecule: messenger RNA, 1143 nt
Organism: Liolophura sinensis
Lineage: Eukaryota; Metazoa; Mollusca; Polyplacophora; Chitonida; Chitonidae
Product: galactosylceramide sulfotransferase-like
Exons: 1
Coding region: 1-1143 (380 amino acids)
Biological process (GO): glycolipid biosynthetic process
Cellular component (GO): membrane
Molecular function (GO): galactosylceramide sulfotransferase activity
Source: RefSeq, a predicted model, not a curated record